AUGAGACACACAAGUGGUAAAAAGGAUGAAGGAAGCGAGACAGACCUGGAUGUAUUUUGGAAUGAACCGGUUGACCAGGAUCCUGCAAAUCCCAUGAAUUGGAGCUCAGCUCGAAAAUGGACUAUUGUCGCAACCGUCUCAUUCAUUACAUUUUUGACUCCCCUCGCUUCAUCCAUGUUUGCACCCGGCGUACCCCAGGUGAUGGCGGACUUUAAUAGCAGUUCAACGCUCCUCGCUACCUUUAUUGUCUCCGUUUAUAUUCUCGGAUUCGCCUUUGGGCCUUUGAUAGUUGCCCCGCUGAGCGAGUAUAGUGGUCGCGUGGUGGUUUAUAAUGCAUGCAACGUGCUCUUCUUGAUAUUCAAUAUUGCCAGCGCUGUGGCUCCAAAUUUGACCUCGUUGGUCAUUUUUCGAUUUUUAGAUGGCGUCGCAGGCGUCACACCAACAACCAUUGGGAGUGGAACGAUUGCUGAUAUUAUUCCCACGGAGAGCCGCGGUCGAGCGAUGGCGCUUUGGUCUUUGGGACCUCUCUUUGGGCCUAUCAUUGGUCCCGUGGUUGGCGGAUACUUGGUUGAGGCCACAAGCUGGCGAUGGGUUUUCUGGGUUCUUGCUAUUGUUGGAGGAAUCUCUGCGAUUGCCUUCUUUUUCAUCGUUCCUGAAACCCAUGCACCGACUAUCCUAGCACGGAAAGCAGCACGCUUGCGAAAAGAGACAGGAAACAUGGGAUACAAAUCUCGCUUAGACGAUGGAAUUCCGGCCAAACAAAGAUUUUUGCAAAGUCUUGUUCGUCCAUCAAAAAUGUUGCUCCUUUCACCAAUUGUUGCUUCCAUGUGCAUCUAUAUCGCAGUUCUCUACGGUCUUCUCUAUAUUCUUUUUACAACGUUCACUGAGGUGUUCGAAGGGCAAUAUGGAUUCUCCUCGGCCACAAGCGGUCUCUCUUUUCUAGGAAGUGGAGUUGGUAUGCUACUUGGUCUGUUAUACGCAGGAGUUCUGAGCGAUCGUAUGAUCAAGUUGAGGAUCAAACGCAAUGAACAGCCCCAGCCGGAGGAUCGACUUCCUUGGUAUAUUGUCUUGCCUGGAUCUCUGAGCAUUCCUGCUGGGCUGUUCAUAUACGGCUGGGGCACUGACAAACAUGUUCAUUGGAUUGUUCCCGAGAUUGGCAAUGCGGUAACAGGAUAUGGCAUGAUCAUUACUCUUAUGGGAAUCCAGACAUAUCUAGUUGAUGCUUUCACAAAACAUGCUGCAAGUGCAAUUGCGGCCUGCACUGUUCUACGGAGCUUAGCUGGAGGUCUUUUGCCCCUGUGUGGAUUGAAACUCUAUGACAAGUUGGGCCUGGGAUGGGGUAAUACCCUGUUAGCUUUUCUUGCAUUGGCCAUGUCACCUAUUCCUAUUCUGUUUCAAUACUUUGGAGCACAACUGAGGGCUCGGUCAAAACCUUUGAAUUAG
Penicillium macrosclerotiorum is the source of this 1443-nucleotide messenger RNA. RefSeq names its product MFS transporter. Bases 1 to 1443 code for a protein of 480 amino acids. The record is from RefSeq and is a predicted model, not a curated record. NCBI's taxonomy places the organism in Eukaryota, Fungi, Ascomycota, Eurotiomycetes, Eurotiales, Aspergillaceae. The transcript is spliced from 3 exons. Gene Ontology annotation, biological process: transmembrane transport. Gene Ontology annotation, molecular function: transmembrane transporter activity.